AUGGGCUUGAUCAAGAGCCAGAAACCAGUGCUGGCCGUCUGGGUCGGGAGCAGUAAAAGAAUCCCCCGGCCAGCUGGCACCAAGAAGCGAAGAAGAAGAAGCGAAUCAAGAGUCGCCGGCAACGGUCGACAGGCGAUGUUGCGCAAGUCCCAGCUGGGAUCUUCCACACACCACAUCCUCAUCGAUUCCUCAUAA
This is a messenger RNA of Puccinia graminis f. sp. tritici CRL 75-36-700-3, 195 nucleotides long. RefSeq lists its product as uncharacterized. Lineage: Eukaryota; Fungi; Basidiomycota; Pucciniomycetes; Pucciniales; Pucciniaceae. The transcript is spliced from 2 exons. The record is from RefSeq and is a predicted model, not a curated record. The coding region runs from base 1 to 195 and encodes 64 amino acids.